UAGAAUUUUUUAUUGCGCUCCCCUCAUUACGUUGUCGUUAGUUCCAUAUCAUCAGUGCAGUUGGACGCUUGUCACGGAUAACGGCUAUUAGAAAACAUAAUAUCACAGUUGAAAAUAACAGUUUAUCAGUGAAGUAAUGUUCCCAAAAUGUGGUGGAGGAUAUUGACUUUUUGUGUUUUGGUCACGUUCGUGCUUUUUGUCGUGUUGAGUUGUAUACACGGACGCCCUGUCGUGCAAUUAUUCUUCCACCGUUGCUGCGAAGACAAUAUAGAGAACGAUCAAUUGAUAUACGAGAAUUUGGGCAACAAUUUCCUCAAAGAGAGACUGGUCGCCGUUGAUGACGUUGUCGAUAACAGUUCUCUAGCCUCCAAAGAAGAUGUGGACGAAUUAAUUGUAAUGCUGAGGGAAAAGAUGAACGUACACAACCCUGUUGACAGAACAAAGUUGAAACACGAAGAUGCUUCGAGACUAGCGCUUGGUGACGUCAAAGAAACAAAUAUGCCAAUGGAAAACGAUACUAAUUUCGAUGAUUAUACAACAGAUAAUGCAAUAAUAGCGAUCGAUAAGGACAUAGAAGGUAAUACGACGUUCAAUAAGGAAGUAACGGAAAAGAUUGCGUCGAAGGAAAGAAUUGACGUUCUAGGAUAAAGGAAUCAGUAAUAAACUUGUAAUACAAAAGGUCAUAGAAUUACAACGGUAUAAAAUUACUGUGGAAAUGAAAACAUCAUUGUUUUUUUUAUCAUAUUGAAAAAUGUCCAAACGAAAGUUGGUGCCAAAAGUUAUGGUAGCAAAGAUUUCAGUUCCCAUAGUGAUAAAUGGAAGAUAUAGUCUAUGACAAUGAGUUAAUAUUAGAUGCGUGAAGAACUUCAUAUAACAAAAAUGUAUUCUUUUUUACAUCUGUAACUUCCUUCAGUGUGAAAUUAAAGUGUAAAGUUAGAAUUGUCUGGAAUAUUCAAUAAAUAUAAUAAAUAU
Molecule: messenger RNA, 972 nt
Organism: Galleria mellonella (greater wax moth)
Lineage: Eukaryota; Metazoa; Arthropoda; Insecta; Lepidoptera; Pyralidae
Exons: 1
Coding region: 148-648 (166 amino acids)
Source: RefSeq, a predicted model, not a curated record